Molecule: messenger RNA, 636 nt
Organism: Colletotrichum aenigma
Lineage: Eukaryota; Fungi; Ascomycota; Sordariomycetes; Glomerellales; Glomerellaceae
Exons: 1
Coding region: 1-636 (211 amino acids)
Source: RefSeq, a predicted model, not a curated record
AUGCACCUGCCCCUCCCCGGGAAGAUCGCUAACGCCGGCGGCAGCGAGACGAAACCGUCCAUCGGCUGUUCGACGGUACCUUCGCCCCUCCGUACCCACAACAACAACUCCUCUUACGCCGCGCAUCAGGAGCUUGCCCCACCGCAGCAGCCCGCGUGUCUGCCAACGGCCGCAAGUGGCCUGGAGACUCUACGAGAGCGCGCCGAGGCCGAGAACGGGCGCCCAGCGACGUUAACAACAUGGCGCGCGGGAUUAGUACCGGAUCCCGCGCACGUCAUCCACGAGAUAAGCGCGUACAGGUGGUUUGCCACCACAAGCCCCAUCUCCACCACCACGGGAAGAGGCGUCUAUGAGCCGGAAACGGGCUCUGUGACGGGACCAGAGCCAGGAAGUCAGCCUGUGUUGGAUUUUUACGCCGGCUCAAACUUGGGGCUGUACGUGGUGAGCUCCGGGCCAUUCGAGCCGUUCGAGCCAUUCGCGCCACUCGAGCCACCCGGGCCAAUUGAGCCAUUCGAGCUAUUCAAGCAACCAAGCCUGGGCGGUACGAACACGGCCGACAGCCGACGUUGGCCUUGGCCUGCGGACAACGCCGUCGAGACGAUCCAGCACGCAACGGGUAGUCGUCGAGGCCCAUGA